Molecule: messenger RNA, 2010 nt
Organism: Letharia columbiana
Lineage: Eukaryota; Fungi; Ascomycota; Lecanoromycetes; Lecanorales; Parmeliaceae
Exons: 6
Coding region: 1-2010 (669 amino acids)
Cellular component (GO): cytoplasm
Molecular function (GO): glycosyltransferase activity
Source: RefSeq, a predicted model, not a curated record
AUGGCGGCAACAAGGCAAGAAACAUUUUGCACGCUGCUCACGAGCGAUGCAUACCUGCCUGGUGCCAUGGUUCUUGCACAUUCAUUACGAGACAAUGGUACUAAGAAGCAAUUGGCCAUCCUCGUCACUCUCGAUUCUCUAUCUGCCUCAACGCUUGAGGAGCUCAAAACAGCAUACGACCACGUCAUACCCGUCGACCGUAUCACAAACAAGUCUCCGCAAAACCUUUACCUCAUGAACCGACCAGACCUCAUCUCCACCUUCACCAAGAUAGCCCUCUGGCGGCAGACCCAAUUCGACCACAUCGUGUACAUAGACGCAGAUGUCGUAACGCUACGAGCACCUGAUGAGCUGUUCAAUAAUCCUCCAAGCUUUGCAGCUGUACCAGACAUAGGAUGGCCGGAUUGCUUCAACAGCGGUGUCCUCUCGCUGAAACCCAACAUGGGCGAUUACUACGCUCUACUGGCUCUGGCACAACGAGGAAUAAGCUUCGAUGGAGCAGAUCAAGGGCUGAUGAAUACGCACUUCCGGGAUUGGCAGAGAUUGAGCUUCACAUACAAUUGCACGCCCAGUGGGAACUAUCAAUAUGCGCCAGCUUACAGGCACUUUCAGAGUCAAAUAAAUAUCGUGCACUACAUUGGGAGUAACAAGCCAUGGUUGAUUGGGAGGGAGCCAAAAGAAGCGAGUGGAGUGUAUGAGGAGUUGCUGGGACGAUGGUGGGCGGUCUAUGACAAGCAUUACAGGACCCCAACAACAGCAUAUGUAUCAGGCCAAGCACCGAAGCAGUCAAGGAUCGUACAGCAAUACGUAAAGGGCGAAAUGUCAAGCACGGACUACGGUUUCUCCUCGGUACGGUCGCAGGUGGACGGACUUGAGGAGCCAGAAGCUCCUGUUCAUACUACCGAGCCGUCGCUGACCGAUAAGACCAAUCUAGCUGAAGCUAUACAGCGAGGAGAGGUCACGCCAACACCUACUGUACAGCAACGACGCUUCUCAGUCGACUGGGACCCCAUACACAACGCUCCACCGGCUCACUCCCGACCUGAAGCCGCCAACUUCCCCACUGAAACUUACGAAAUGUCCGCAGAUCGCAAGCUAUUUCAAGCACCCAAGAACCCUGAGCCACCAACGGACAUGUACUAUCAAACUCCCCCAACCGCGUCAGCAAAUGAACGUCCUAAGCCCAUCUUCCCUUGGGAAACCACCGCACCCAAACCUACCCGUGUAUUUGCAGAUGACGCUCCUCGGCCCGCAGCACCCUCAGAAGCCACACCCUCAGUAACUACCGACGAUGACGACGACGAAACCCAAACUGAAACAAUGUCUCCCCUAACCCCUACCAUGGAUUCCAACGACACCGAACCAUUCGCUAGCUACACUCGAACCAACGCCUGGGACGACGUGCCUGAAAUCGAGCGAUACAUAUCUCAAUUACCGCAAAAUCGACGCGCCAAAGUACAAGUACUCCUGAACAACGCCACUCCCACCGGUGGCCACCAAAGAAACGUAAGCGGCGACGAACCUAUGUUCUCCCCUAGUAUCCAAGAUCCAUCACAGCAGCGUCGCCCUAGCAUGAAAUUAACAGACUUCCCAUCCGAAAUCGAACGCCCCUCCCUCCCCGUGACCCCAGCUCCAAUACGUCGUCCCUCAUUCUGGGGCUCGGAGCGCGAUGCUGCUGGCGACCUCCCAGGCGCAGAAGGCGUGCCCGACCAGAGCGUGUGGGAUCCUGCUGCCAAGCUCGCCGAGCUCCAGCGCCGGCAGUCGGAGAUGCUGGCAGAAGGCCCAGCAAGCCCUGGGCGGUUUAUUCCGGACAGAGAGUUACUUGGAUCGUCAAGUGCGCCGUUGACCGAGGUCGAGGAAGAGGAGAAAGCAGAGGGGGUACCUACAGCUGGAUCGACCCAGGGUGCGAUGCCAACAGCUUUCCGGACUGUGGACUUUAGCAGGGGAAGUGUAUCCCGAGCCCGUGAGGUUGGUGAAGAGACGGUGACGGCGGUACCGGCUGAGUACUGA